Durusdinium trenchii is the source of this 926-nucleotide messenger RNA. The record is from the annotation of a GenBank genome assembly. NCBI's taxonomy places the organism in Eukaryota, Dinophyceae, Suessiales, Symbiodiniaceae.
GUUUGAUACCUUUUUAGAACUCUUCUCAUAUUAAGAUCACCGGGAUCUUCUGCGGUUUGUGGCCAUGGAGACAAAGGCUUGUCGCCACUUCUUAGAAGGGCGCUGCCGACAUGGAGAUGAUUGCCGCUACUCCCACGCUGAAAAGCCGCCGCCCGCGCCGCCCGCGCCGCCCGCGCCGACUGCGCCCGCCUUCCCCAAGCCCGACUGGGGUGAUCCGGAAUCAGCCGCCGCCGCCUUCGCACUGCAGGAGAUGAACGACAGCAAGAAGAGGAUAGAAAAGGACGAGUGGAAUGAUUAUUGGGCCUUGGGAGACAACUUUCUGCUUUCACCAGAUGGCAAUUUUGUUGUUACCUGGGGACAUGUUGAAGAAGGCCGCUUGUCCGACUCGCCUGUCCACAAAAUCAUCCAGGCCCGCUUUGUGCACCAGCUGGCACCUCCCGUCGUGAAGAUCAUCAAGAGCCUCCACUUCAUUCAGUCCAGCGACACCCGCUGCCGUGACAAAGGCCACCGCGGAGCUUCGGAGAUCCGCUGGGAUCCCGCGCAGCCAGCCACGCUCCGCUGGACUGAUUCCUCCUACCAGACCUGGGAAGAUGAAAAGCACCAGAUUCAACGCCGCCAAGUCUCCACCGACUGUGCACUGGAUCCCCGGAUCUGGAGGAUCGGGGGGGCCAACGUCGCAUCCGCCGGAUGGGAACUUUUCAAUUGCCCCACGAGCUCUGUGACUCCUGGCAUACAGAUCAUAUGAAUCUGUGUACUUAUAUAAGUGCAUAGACCAUGGAACUCUUGACACCUCUUUUGCACUUCGCUCCAAUCCGGGACCAGGACGACCAAAACGGGACAAUGAAGGGGUCGGGUGAAAUCUUCCAUUUUGUUCGUGUUUUUGACUGACACCUCGAGAAACACACUCGUAACACGUAGGUUUUCAC